Messenger RNA from Synchytrium microbalum, 1914 nucleotides. RefSeq lists its product as uncharacterized. NCBI's taxonomy places the organism in Eukaryota, Fungi, Chytridiomycota, Chytridiomycetes, Synchytriales, Synchytriaceae. The transcript has 12 exons. Gene Ontology annotation, cellular component: cytoplasm. The record is from RefSeq and is a predicted model, not a curated record. Gene Ontology annotation, biological process: signal transduction; regulation of GTPase activity. The coding region runs from base 1 to 1914 and encodes 637 amino acids.
AUGUCAUCGAGAAUGUCAUCAGGCCCGCCGUCAGCCCCGUCGAUCGCCUCAUCGACUCCAUACUAUGCAUCAACAUUCAGACGCUCAAAGCAAGCUCCCGCUCAUCACCCAAAUCCAUUCCAACUCGGCUCAUCAACAUCAGACCUAGCACUUGCAGAUUCAGCCGCCAGUGACAUUCACCAUCAAUCUCAUCAUCAGGCUACUACUAUGAGUCAUCGAGGUGCUUUGAGUUCAAUGAGUGGCGAUUCGGCAGAACCGGAGUUUCAUGUACCGGUUGCCGCUGAAGGUGCUGCAAGUAUCGUUAAUGAUCAAGAUGAGAAUGAUCAGGGUUAUGAGAAUUAUGAGCAUGGGGAUGAACAUCAAGCGUUGGGGGAAUACGAUAAUGCCUUCUCAUUGCUUUUGGAUCGAGUCAAGGAGAACGCUAACGCAUGCAAAGAGGUUUCAACGUUUAUUAAAAGAAGAGCUGCCAUUGAAGCCGAAUAUGCAAAGUCCAUGACUCGACUUGCUCAAUCAAUGAGUGAUUCAAUGGAAAAGAAUGGUGCCAAGCUUGGAUCUUUCCGUGACACUUGGAAGAAGAUAUGUAGUGUGCAUGAACGAGUCGGUGAAGUCAAGCAACGCUUCUCCGAAUCAUUGGCGGAAAUCGCUGGCGAUGUCAAUGCGGUACAUAUUGAAGCUGUGACUUCUCGUAAAAAUCUCAAAGUUGGUGGUGGAAAUCAUUGGAAGAUGGUAGUGGAAGCUGAAAGCGCUCUAGAAAAGGCCAAAUCCAAAUACGAAGGUGCUUGCACUGAAUGGGAAACCUCCAUCAAUCAACUUGCAGGUGGUGCACAAUCGCAGUUAGGACCACCGGGAAUGAAAAAGUCUGCAUCACAUCCAUUCACCAUGUUCAAGGGAAGUCCUAGUCCUUCCAAGCUUGCCAAGAAUGAGGAUGAUCUUCGGAUGCGAGUGGCUGGUCUCAACGACUCUUUCAAAAGACAGUUGGAAAAUGUACAAGGAAAACGAGCCCACUACUUUUCAAAGCUUUUGCCGACUCUCAUUGGAGUGGUUGCAACAGCCAACAGUGAAGUUGAUAUGAAACUGCAAAAGAACAUGGUCAAGUAUGCUCAAAUGUAUGAGCAAGCAUUGAUGGAGGAAGGUGUUACGAUUGCCCCUAUGCCGAAAGACGAUGAGGAACCUCAACCCAGUUUGUUGAAGAUUAUGGAAAGCGUCGAUCAUGAAGGAGAUUUGCAUGCCUUUAUGAAGACAUUUGUACCCAACCCCACUAAAGAAAAGAAAGCAGAACAAAGGUUCGGUGCUUACUUUCCUACAUCCUUUGAAGCCUCAGCCAGACCUGUGUUUGGAGUGGAUGUUACCGAAUUGAUAACUCGUGAUGGUGUUCAAAUACCAACCAUAGUUGAGAAGUGCAUUCAAGUCAUUGAACGUCAUGGUAUGCGCACUGCAGGAUUGUACAGACAAUCAGGCCCUAUUCCAGAAUUAACAUCAUUACGUGUCUUGAUUGAUCGAGACCUAAGCAAAGUCGACUUGGAAAAGUUUGCUGCCGACAUUACAGUUGUGACUGGUAUACUCAAACUAUGGUUCAGGUCUCUACCUGAUCCGAUAUUGACAUCAGAAAAAUACCAUGACUUUAUGGAAGCUGCUAAAAUCGACGAUGGCAAAGUUCGAUUGAUGAACAUACAUGGAAUCGUGAAUGAACUUAACGAUGCCAACUUUGCAACUCUUCAAUGUUUGAUGGCUCACCUUCACAGGGUCAGGACACGAGAAAUUGAUACCAAGAUGAGCGUACAAUCUUUGGCUAUCGUAUGGGGUUCCGUAUUGAUGGGACCUCGUGAACCUACGAACGUCAUUGACUUGGCUCUUCAAUGUCGUGUCAUUGAAACCAUUUUGGGAGGAUAUCUGGAGAUCUUCCCCGAGGACUAA